AGUACUACCACUGGUGACUGACCGUGUAGUAUUGACUCAAUUAUUGACAGGAUCUGCACUAUGUCGACGGAACAACAACUACAAGACUUCAUUACACGACAGAGGUCACUAUUGUCCCAUGAACGGGAGGCAGAGAUCGAGCGGUCGUCGCUCCUCCUUUCAAAUUGCGGACCGAAGCUACUCGAGCAGAAGGGUCUCGCCCUGACUGGCCUUGGAGUGGCCAGUAUCAGGAUCGGACUCGGUGGAAAGACACUGGUCGAGUUAGAAAGACCUGCGGCGUAUCAUUCUACGCCUUUGUUUCCGCCACAUACAUUCAGACCGGGAGACUUAGCAAAGAUCGAAGAGAACGCCUCAGAAGGCGCAACUCGCAAGAAGACUCUCGUAAAAGGAAAGAAGGCAGAUUCUUCUGAUAAUUCGCGUCGUCAAUCAACAGAGGGCGUAGUAUACAAGGUGUCGGACACACGCAUUGUUAUAGCAGUCAAUGUCUCCGAAUCAGGGGGAGAUGAACUCGACAUCCCUGAACGCUGUAGAGUUCUCAAACUCGCGAACAGUGUUACGUACGACAGGAUGGACAAAGCGAUAGACCAACUCGAAAAGAUGGUCCUUCCUAACUCAGCCACAUCGGAGACCGCAAAAUCAGCUCCAGAGCAAACACCUCUAGUGAGAGUGCUCAUGGGGAUUUCGCGGCCCUCUGAGACGCAGAACAUCGAAGACAUCACAUUCUUUGACGACAGUCUGAACGAGAGCCAGCGCGACGCCAUCAGGUUUGCGAUGCAAGCACCAGAAAUCGCUUGUAUCCAUGGGCCUCCAGGUACAGGGAAGACGCACACGCUCAUCGAAAUCAUCCGUCAAAUAACCACCGUAACUCCGGCAAACCCCAAGCCGCUCCGCAUAAUGGUCUGCGGUGCAUCGAACCUGUCCGUGGACAACAUUCUUGAGCGGCUACUCGCGUUGCCUGCGCCGACCUAUGGUGCGAAACUAAAGGUUACGCGGGUCGGGCACCCUGCUCGUGUGAUGGCACACCAAGGCGUGCUUGAUUCAACGCUUGAGAUGAAGGCUAGCAGGAGCGAUCAGGCAGCGCUGGCGAGAGAUGUCAAGAAGGAGCUCGAAGAGGCUCUAGACAUACUCUCUGGCAAACCGAAAGGUGCUAAAGGCAAGGCACCACGGGGUGCGGAGCGUCGGAAGAUGUGGGACGAAGUCAAGGCACUACGCAAAGAAUACCGUCGGCGUGAAGGAGGGGUCGUUGAGAGCGUCCUUUCGGAGUCACAGGUCGUUCUCGCCACAUGCCACUCUGCAGGCGGGUGGCAGUUGCGCAAUCAUCGCUUCGACGUCCUGAUCAUAGACGAAGCAACGCAAGCCAUGGAAGCGGUUUGUUGGGUACCCAUUUUCAAGGCUCACAAAUUAAUCCUUGCUGGAGACCCGAUGCAAUUGCCUCCGACGAUCCUCUCAGCCGACAAGAAACGUCGAGAUAAGAAAGGUGGCAAGGGUGACAAGGCGAAAGCCUCGUCCAGUCGAACUACUCCGCAGAAGAAUGUGCCCGAGCCGACCAAACAAGUCGCCUCUCCACCUGCCAACGAAAUCACAGACCCAGAAGCAGAUGAACCGGAGGAUAGCGAUGAUGGCUCCAGUUUCGAGAGUGACGCUGAGAUCGACGAAGCCAAGGCACCCGCGGAGCCUGUAGAUGAUCAAGAGAGCCGGCGAAUUUUCCUCAAGAACGAACUCCGACCUCCACGAUCGCUCGAGACAACUUUGUUCGAUCGCUUGGAGAAGAUGUACGGGCCCGGAAUCAAACGGUUACUCAACGUUCAGUAUCGCAUGCACGCUCAGAUCGCGGCAUUUCCGUCGAAAGUGAUGUACCAGAACAAACUCACCUCCCACCCCUCUGUUGCGUCUCAUCUGCUCAAGGAUCUCCCGAAUGCAAAUGCUGCGGAUGAGGACGAAGAGAAGGAACUACUCGGGACACCAGUUGCAUUCUUCGACACGGCGGGUUGCGAAUACUAUGAGAGGGUGGAGGGCGAUGACGACGAGGGGAGCAGAUGCAACGAGAACGAGGCGACUGUGGUGAAGAAAUAUGUUGAAGAACUGGUCGGUGUGGGUGUCUUGCCAUCACAAAUCGCAGUGAUCACACCAUAUCAAGCCCAAGUCACUCUGUUGACGUCUUUGUUGCGGCCUAUAUACGGACUCGACCUGGAGAUUGGCACGGUUGAUGGGAUGCAGGGCCGGGAGAAGGAAGCAGUGAUAAUCAGUCUGGUCAGAAGCAACGAGAAGCGUGAAGUUGGGUUCCUGAAGGAUAAACGAAGACUCAACGUCGCGAUGACUCGAGCCAGGCGUCAUUUGUGUGUAGUAGGUGACUCCUCGACUAUCCAGCAUGGAGGGCGGUUCCUGAAGGCAUGGUCCGCGUGGCUGGAAGCUAACGCAGACGUACGGUUUGCUGGGAUAGACUAAGGCUCGUUCAAGUUGUUGUUUUGCUUCAUUUAUUGGGUUGUAUUCGAUACAGUCCUGACCUAUAGGUAACGUCACUAUCGACGCCUAUGGGCGUUACAAGUAAUACACCUUAUCCACCGCAGCAAUUCAUGAUGCAGCUGUUGUCAACAAAA
This is a messenger RNA of Rhodofomes roseus, 2597 nucleotides long. Its product is annotated as P-loop containing nucleoside triphosphate hydrolase protein. Gene Ontology annotation, molecular function: 5'-3' DNA helicase activity; ATP hydrolysis activity; RNA binding. The transcript has 17 exons. The coding region runs from base 61 to 2445 and encodes 794 amino acids. NCBI's taxonomy places the organism in Eukaryota, Fungi, Basidiomycota, Agaricomycetes, Polyporales, Fomitopsidaceae. The record is from RefSeq and is a predicted model, not a curated record.